Psylliodes chrysocephalus is the source of this 6594-nucleotide messenger RNA. The record is from the annotation of a GenBank genome assembly. Lineage: Eukaryota; Metazoa; Arthropoda; Insecta; Coleoptera; Chrysomelidae.
CCUAGGAACAACACUGUUCUCAGACAGGUUAACUAAACGCCAUUGUUGGACUGAAUGAUCUUUAUUUUGUUAAAAUAAUUUUGUUUAUUAAUGGACACAAUAAGACGUUUUAGUGUAAGUGCUUAGCAAUUAUUAGUGCAAUAGUGAUAGUGAUUAUAACUAUUUUUAAACAAGUAAAAUAAAUACAAAGAUUAGUCAAUGUCAGCAGGCGUGUCAGAUCAGCGGAUGAAAGGACAGGGAAAUCAAGUGUCCAAUGGCUCUAAAGAACAGCUAGGUGCAGGAGAGGGAGCAGCAGGCUCAGAAGAGUUUGAAACAUGGAGAAGCCAGCAACAGAACACCACUGCUCACACUGCUUAUGGAGCUUCCGUUCCAAUUUCCAGUGCAACAGAUAUUUACAAUAUGAGCACAGCAGGUUAUUACGGAAGUGGAGGGACUUACCCUUAUCAAGCAUAUGGAGUAGGAGAUGGAACAUGGUCAAAUGGAACAGACCCAAUGACAUUUUUAAGUGGAUAUCCCCACGACUCUUAUUCCAUGGAUGGCAUGUUUGGUCCAUCAACAACUUUUUCAACGCCAACAGCUUUUGCUGGCCAGCACUCGUCAUUCAACUAUUUCCACAGCAAUGGAGACUUCAACACUUGGGGAAGUCAAUUAGGAGGCCAACGAAAGUAUGAUGAUUACUACAGGGAUCAUCAAAAUAUGUACACUCAAGCUAUGCCUGAUUCUACUUUAAAAAGUGUAGAACAAGCAAUGCAAAAUUUAGAUUUAAAAGCUUCCAUGGAUUCAAAAGAAUCUAUGGGGCAACAGAAGAAGACUACAUGGGCGAGCAUAGCAAGCCAACCUGCCAAACCCCAACUUUCCAUCCAAAAUCAGGGGCUAAAAAAGAAAGGACCUGGAAUGCCUCCUGGUCCCAUAGUCCCAGGCAAACAUAAUAUGGACAUUGGUACCUGGGACACCAACAAAACCCCACCUCAACUACCGCCGGCAGUUACUAAUACCCCAAAGAAUGUGGUUCCAUCAGCAGUGGCUGUAAGACCAGGUUGGAAUGGACCUCCAACUAAUAGACAAGCCCCACCAGUUGCCCCUCGUCCACAGCAUCCUAUGCCAACUUAUCAGCCACAAGGGAUGAUGCCCUCACACUUGCCACCUCAGGUCAAUAUGCCUACAGGACACUUGCAGGGGAUGAUGCCACCUCCAAUGCCAGCAAUGAUGGUACCAACUCCUCCCGCCAGUGCUGCAGCCAUUCAUCAUCCAGUUCUUGAUGAACUAAAGGGGAAAAAUAAUUACAAUCCAACAGAUUUUGACUUGACUGCUCCAAAUGCUCGUUUUUUUGUUAUUAAAUCUUAUUCUGAAGAUGACAUUCAUAGGAGUAUUAAGUAUGAAAUAUGGUGUAGUACGGAACACGGCAACAAGCGACUGGAUCACGCCUAUAGGGAACGUGAAGGUGCUGGCGCGAUUUUUCUCUUCUUUUCUGUAAACGGUUCAGGACAUUUCUGCGGGAUGGCGCAAAUGGUCUCCGCUGUAGACUAUCAUGCCAAUAGUUCUGUUUGGUCGCAGGAUAAAUGGAAAGGACAAUUUAAGGUGCGUUGGGUUUACGUAAAGGAUGUUCCGAAUGUUCAGUUACGUCACAUCCGGCUAGAAAAUAACGACAAUAAGUCAGUGACGCAAUCAAGAGACACUCAGGAAGUGCCUCAUUCAAAAGGUGUGCAAGUACUUCGUAUUAUGCACUCAUAUAGACAUUCAACAUCAAUAUUUGAUGAUUUUGUGCAUUAUGAAAAAAGGCAAGAGGAGGAGGAUAACCGUAAACAACCGCUGGUGAAAGAAAAUCCCGGUGGCGGACAAGGUGGACAUGAAUCCGCCGGUGUUAGCGGCGGAGGCCAAAUUAGGGAACACAGAGACAGAGGGGACCAUAGAGGCGGUAGAAAUCAUGAUAGAGAUGGUGAUAGUGGACAUCGUUCUGGCGGAAACCAUAGAAAUAAUGACCAUCAUGGUGGCGGAGGACAUAAGGACCGUGACAACAACAGAGGCCGCGGGGGUCGUGGUGGUCGAAACUAAAAUGAAGAAUUAAACAAGAAUAAAACAUAACAUAUUGUUACGGCUGCUGUGUUUACUCUAGUGUUAUUUCUAUGAUCGGCUUUAAUUGGACGCCGUUCACGUUUAUUUUACCGACACUCAACAUCUUAAAUUAUGUUAUUAAAUUGCAUAUUAAUAGAAAAAUUAAUAGGCGCAGAUCAGCAGUUUUUAUAUUAGACAGUUGUCUUGUUUUUUUUUUUAGUAAUUAUUGCUUAAAUCUGUUGCUUUUCCAUUUUUGAUAAUCAUUUUGAGUGUUGCUAACAUUCGCUUAAAGAAUUUUAAUUUUUUACUCAUUUAUCAAAAUUGAUUUAAUUUAGAAAAUUCAACAGAUUUUUAAUUUGGGAAUAUGGAUCAAUAUUGUCUUUUUGCAAUUGAGGAAAUCUCUUUUUUUUUUGUAUAAAAUUUUUAUUAUUUUUUUAAUUAAAUUAGAUUAAGAGAAGACAAUAAAUUUGCAAAAUAAAAACUUGUAUUUUGUAUUUAAGAUCAAAAUAUCUAGCAUCUUUAUUUGGAAAUAAAACAAUCAAAUAUUGAAUACAUGUUGAAUCAAAACACGUCCAAUGAUUGGUAUCUGUUUUUAUAAACUAAUGAUUUUAAUUAUUAUUGUGAUUAAAGAAAAAGGUUUUAAAUCUAGUGAGCACAUCCAAAACAUUGAUCCUUCAAACUCUUGAUAGUCAAAAGAAGUUAUAUUGGAAUUAAAUUGGCUAAUAGUGUUUACAUAGAACAAUAUUACUACGUGGACGUUUCUUGAAUAAUCAUCGGCAGGACAAUUGUCUCAUUGACUGUCUUGAAAGUUGUUUAAGACAGUAUUCUUGCUCCAGAAGUCAAAUUUUGUAACACCUUGUUGAUUUAUCAGAAAAUACAGAGAAAAUAAAUUGUUUACAACUCUUAUUUGAUUCUAAAAAAAUUGACAGAACAUUUAGAAUUUUAUUCUUCAUUUUUACCUCAUGUUAUUACACUAAAUUUGAAUCUCAAUCCAUUAUUUUUAAUUUUGUUCUUUUUUUUUAAGUUCUUGUACUAUUUUUCCUUAUUUUGCGCUAUUUCGUUUAUUUUCCCCAUUCUUUUCCCCAGUAUUUUAUCAAAUAUCAUAUUUUGAUGUUUGGUGUUUUAUUUCCAAAUAAGUUCUAGUGUUUGAAUUAAUAUAAAAAUGUUGGCAUCAUUUUCAAAAUGACUGUAUACAAUUUAAUAAGCCGGUAACGAUUCCUCCUUUUCAAUUUGAAUUUAUAUGUGUGGGUUCUCUUAAACUUUUCAAUAUAUCGUUUAUAAAACAUUAAAGGUAAAUGGAUUCUAGCAGAGUAGUUGUACAAUAAUUGUCCACUCUUCGGAUCGGUAAAGAAGAAAAUAGUGCAGUGUUUUCGUUUGUGUGCCAGCGUGAUAUGGACCUAAAUAAAUUAAAUUGUAAUAUAUAAUGUGCGAACUGUAGUUGAAUUUUUCUGGACUAAUGUUAACAAUUCGUUCGUACAGCCGAAGCUGUAUUGAAUAAUUAAAAAAAAAAAUAAAAAAUACAACAUUCAGUGGGCGACGAACUGUCGUGACUGUGCAAGUGACCGCGAUCUCGCAACUUUUGAACUGUAAUAACAAAUUGGCUACCAAGUAUUUAGUUGGACGAACACUGACAUAUUUGUUUAUAUCUGUUACAGUUUUACUAAUGUUUUUCAAUUUUCUAAUAACUUGUAGGUGAUGAUGGUUAUGAUAAAAUAAUAAUAUGAACUGUAUGCACCAUUUUAAAAAUAUUUGUUGAGAUUACAUAGUUUAAUAUAAGGCUACUAAAACCACAUUCUUGCUAUGUUCUUAUUACAUAUAAUUUAGUGAUGGGAUUGGUAUUUUAUGUAUAAUUUGAUUUAUUGUAAAAUUGUCUAAACAUUCUUUUGCAAACCGUUUUUGUUUCUGAUUGUAUUUUGUUAUUUUCAAAAAUACAAAGUGAUUUAAAAGUUGAUUCGUUUCUUCAACUGAGUGUUUCAAUAAAUAAUAUUGGUGGUUAUUUUCAGGAAAAGAUAUUUAGGGUGGGCCAAAACUAAUUUCUUUUUCACAGCAAGAUAUAUGUAUAUCAAGAAAGACAAUUUAAAAAUAAUUUCAAUUGUACAGGGCUCUUCAGGAAAGUGAUUACAUACUAAAGUUUAGUUUAUUUUUGAAUUACUCUUGUUUUUGCUAUUCUAACAAUAUCCGAUAGUAUAGAAUUACAAAUGCUAUAACCAGUUUUAUAUGAAAAUUGUAUUAAUUUCAAUGAUCUUACUGCCGUAAAUGCUUAAUAAAUCAAUUUGUGUUAUAUCCACACAAACAAAUUUCAAAUUAACCUUAAAAUACUUUAAACCGUAAUAAAUACAACAUAUUAAAAAUAGUAGAAGUAAAACACGGAUUUUAAAAAUUUUCCUUGACAAAACCUGAUCUAAGCUAUGACAGAAUUGGACUUAUUAAAGGUUCGUAUUUCCAAAAAUUGUAUUUUAAUAAGAAAAUAUUCAACUUUUAAAUUAUUUUAAAUAAAAUUCUUCAGCUGUAUGUUAUUAAUUAAUUCUGUGUACCAAGAAGAACCAAUGUCAAAAUUGGAAGAUAUUUUUGUGUUAUAUUAACGAAUUAACCUUUAUUUAAAAAGAGAAUUGAAUGUCAGUGACAUAUGCCUUUAAUAUUGGUAGUUUUUUCACCUAUAAUAAUAGAAAAAUAUAAAAAUAUCAACCAUUUUUUGAACUGAUGGAGAUUCCUGAAUGUAUUGAAAUCAACUAAUUAUCCCAUCACUAAUUUGGCAUUUCCACAAUAUAAUCAUUUAAAAUUAUAUAGUUAAGUUUUUCUGGAAUGAAUUUAAAAUUUGAAUUGCUUUUACAAGUUCACACAAGUAAUUUCUAUUAUAUUUUUCAGUAAACUAAAUUUAAAAUUUUCCUAUUGCCUGUCCUCUAUUUAAAUUUUUAUUUUAAAUACUAUAAAGUAACAUAUUUUUAAAAGUUUAUAACUCCAGAAUGGAAAAAGAUAUCCAAGUGCAGUUUUCGCUGACGUAGUUGCCAAAUGUAUAUUUUUUCCUGAAACUGCCGCAAAAUUAUAUUAUUUAUAAAAGUCAAGCCAGUUAUAUUACAAAUUUUCAAAUCUCAAAUCUAUAAUGUAAAGUUAAAAAAUAGAAUUUAUCAUGUUUCUGUUUUAUUUUAGCAAUAAAAUUAGGCAAUGAAUAAUUUAAUUAAAUCGGUACUAAAAGCUGAAAACAUUUAUUUAAAACAAAUCUGAGACUUGGUUCUAUGUUUUAGGAAAUAAAAAACUGGUCUUUAUAGAUCGAAUUACAUGGGACAUAUUUAGAUUUCCUUUUUACAGUUUUGGCUUUACCUCGAAUAUAAUUUUCACCGUAUAACUUACAUUGGUUAUCUAGCAGGCAUGUCAAAAUAAUAAACUAACUAAAAUUUGUCAUCUAUCUUUAGCAACACAGAAAAGGGACCCCAAAAAAACCGGAAUUUAUUUAUAAUAAAGAUGGCUUUAUACUUAGAGCAGCUUCCUUGUAUGUCGUCUGUGACAUAACAGUUUAUACUGCAUUUUUCUCCUCAUACAUUGUUUCAAUCAUCAAGAAAUAGGUGAGCACUUUAUAAGCUGAAUAGCUCAGCAAUGUCUGCAGGUACAUUAAUUCAGAUGUGAAUCUCGAAUACGUUAUAGCAGUGGAGGUCUGUACUGCAAAAGAUCCACUAUUUAGAAAAUUGUUCCUAGUACACAAAAAAAAAUUCCCCAUGAUAAUUUGUGUCAAAAUGUUUUGAAGAAUUACUUAAUAAUUUGAUAAAGGUUUUUUUUAAUUUGUAUGACAUAGGAAAAUCAAAAUUUUUGUUUUUAAGACAAAUUCUAAAUAAAUGAUUUAAUUUUUGAUUAUGACUAGUCUAUUCACCUCUAAGUAUUUGCUGAUUAAACUGUAGGGCUAUUGUUUGUUAAUCUGUCAAGUAAACCUACAUGUAACUUUACUGAAAGGUGAAAAGAUGUGCUCUUGACCUAUUAAUAAUAAUUAUUCCUAUUUAAAGAGGAACAAUAUACUCAAUAGUUUUUUCUUUCGAUUUUUGUUUAACGUUGUUUGUAUGUAUAUUGUAAAUAAUUGUAAAAAUGUAUAUUACCAUCCGAAAUUCAAUAGUUUCGAUGUAUUUCAUAGCAAAUUUGUUUAAAAUUUUGUGGAGUUAUUUACUAUGUAAUUUGAACAUGGCAGGUUUGGUUUUGAAGUAAUCUAUCUGUACACUGUGCCUAAUAAGUUAGACUGAUGCACUCGGUGCAUUUGUUAGUUAUGAUUAUACUGAUUUACGUGUGUGAUCCGAAAAGUGGGCGUCUGUUGAUAGCGACGUCAUUAAUAAAUCAUCAAUAUUAUCUUUAGUUUUGUUAACUUUGUUUUAUUACCCUUACCGCCUUAUUCACAAAAGAUAUCUAAAGGUACUUUGUAAGUUACAGAUGGGCAAACUUUAAUGAAUCUCUACUAAAAUUGGGCUAUAUUUCACAAUCUGUUACUUAAUUACUUGUGUUUUUUAAUCAAAAUACAAUUUUUUUAGAUAACAUAGGUCUGCAAAAAAACUAUUUUGCUGCAUA